This is a messenger RNA of Salmo salar (Atlantic salmon), 9545 nucleotides long. Lineage: Eukaryota; Metazoa; Chordata; Actinopteri; Salmoniformes; Salmonidae. The record is from RefSeq and is a predicted model, not a curated record.
UCUAACAGAUCUCCUCUCAUCCUCCCUCUCUUCUUCCUUCCUUCCUCUCCUCCUCCUCGUGCUGCUCUGCCAGUAAAGCCUGUUCCUGCUCACCUUGGCCAGGCUGAUGUGGGAUGCAAGCAGCUCCAUGUGAAUGCCUUUUUGCUCUUUAAAGAGCAGCUGUAUAGCUGCCGUGGCUAUCAGGAUCAGGGUGUGAUCUCCUUUUCUACUCGUUCCUCUCCUUCGCGCUCCCCUCAGUCCUCGUGCCUGCCUGUUUGUGUGUUAUUUCUCACCAGCAGACACUCCGCUACCCCACACACCCCUCUCCAGAGGGCAGACUGUGGGUUGCGUUCCCUCUUCUAGUCGGCUGGGCUGUGUGGGGUUCGGAGUCAGAGCGCUGUGAGAUGUAUUCCCUCUGAAACCCGGAGUGAGGGGGGGCAGGAAGUAACUCAGCAGCCGUAGAGGUAGCAUCGGCGUCGACAGCGGUGGCAACAGUGAGCGUGUGAGAGAGAGAUUAGAGUAGUGGAGCACGUUGCUGAGCUGAGCUGUGCCAUAGCGUGUUCUGUCUGGCUCCGUGCGCUCUGGUGAGGCAGGGGCGUCCAGGAGGGGAGACAUGUGGCUCAGCCCAAAGCCUCAGGACCAGGAACAGUGAAGAGCAGCCCUCGGCAGCCUCUAGCAGUAUGGCAGAGCCAGAGACCCACUGAUGAUUCCAGCCUGACUGAUGCCAGCCCACGUGUGGGUUACCAUGCGCCACAGCCGCGCCGCACCAGAGGGAAACACAGCCAUGUGAAAGUGGACUUGGUCGAAGAGCAACUCUUGGACAUGUUUUCCAGGGAAAAGUUUGUAUUUUUCUCCAUUUUUGAACUUGUUUUGUUUCUCUUGGUGCUGUUUGGCGGUCCCGAGCUCAGCCAGCAGGCAAGGACUAAAGCCAGAUGGAACAAGGGGGGAUCCCGUCUGCGCCAGGAGGACUCCCCACCCCGGAUCGUAGAGCACCCCUCUGACCUGAUCGUGUCCAAGGGGGAGCCCGCCACCCUCAACUGCAAGGCGGAGGGGAGGCCCAGCCCUACUGUGGAGUGGUACAAGGACGGGGAGCGUGUGGAAACGGACAAAGAUGACCCGAGGUCUCACCGCAUGCUCCUUCCCAGCGGCUCCCUCUUUUUCCUACGUAUCGUCCACGGACGACGCUCCAAACCGGAUGAGGGCUCCUACGUCUGCGUCGCCCGCAACUACCUGGGAGAAGCUGUCAGCCGCAAUGCAUCCCUGGAAGUAGCAUUGCUGCGUGAUGACUUCAGACAGAACCCUACAGACGUGGUGGUGGCAGCGGGAGAGCCGGCCAUCCUGGAGUGUAUCCCGCCUAGAGGCCACCCUGAACCCACCACCUACUGGAAGAAGGACAAAGUACGCAUCGAAGACAAGGAGGACAGGAUCACUAUCCGAGGAGGGAAGCUGAUGAUCUCCAACACCAGGAAGAGUGAUGCUGGCAUGUUCAUCUGUGUUGGCACAAACAUGGUGGGAGAGAGAGACAGUGAGACGGCCCAGCUGACUGUGUUUGAGCGUCCCACCUUCCUGCGUCGGCCCAUCAAUCAGGUGGUCCUGGAGGAGGAGGGGGUAGAGUUCAGGUGCCAGGUGCAGGGAGACCCUCAGCCCAACGUACGCUGGAGGAAGGAUGAUGUUGAUGUACCCCGUGGGAGGUAUGAGAUCAAGUAUGACAAGGAGGACUACCUGCUGAGAGUGAGGAAGGCGUCGGCCAGCGACGAAGGCACCUUCACCUGCCUGGCAGAGAACCGCGUGGGCAAGGUGGAGGCCUCUGCCAGCCUCACCGUCAGAGCUCGCCCUGUAGCUGCACCCCAGUUCGUCAUCAGGCCGCGGGACCAGAUCGUGGCCCAGGGUCGCACAGCAACUUUCCCCUGUGAGACCAAGGGCAACCCCCAGCCUGCAGUCUUCUGGCAGAAGGAGGGCAGCCAGAACCUGCUGUUUCCCAACCAGCCCCAGCAGCCCAACAGUCGCUUCUCUGUGUCCUCCAGUGGAGACCUGACCAUCUCGGCCGUGCAGCGAGCAGACGCAGGCUACUACAUCUGCCAGGCCCUGACCGUGGCUGGCAGCAUCCUCGCCAAGGCCCAACUGGAGGUCACAGAUGUGCUGACAGACAGGCCGCCGCCCAUAAUCCGUCAGGGUCCGUCCAAUCAGACGCUGGGAGUGGACAGCGUGGCCCUGCUAAAGUGUCAGGCGUCAGGAGACCCCAUCCCCUCCAUCAGCUGGCUGAAAGACGGGGUCAGUCUGCUGGGGAAGGAUCCCCGCAUGUCCCUGCAGGAGCUGGGCAGCCUCCAGAUGAGGAGCCUCAGGCUCUCUGACUCUGGGAUCUACACCUGUGUGGCUGCCAGUUCCAGUGGCGAGACAUCAUGGAGCGCCUUCCUGGAGGUCAAAGACCAAGCUGGGGUGAUGGUCAUUAAGAACCGUGAUGACAACGAGCUCCUUGGCCCUCCCUCCAAACCCCAGGUCACUGACGUCACCAAGAACAGCGUCUCGUUGUCCUGGCAACCCGGCCUGACUGGGGCCACGCCCAUCUCCUCUUUUGUCAUCGAAGCCUUCAGCCAGUCGGUGAGCAACAGUUGGCAGACGGUUGCGGACCACGUGAAGACCACGCAGUACACGGUCAAAGGCCUGCGCCCCAACACCAUCUACCUGUUCAUGGUACGGGCGGUCAACACCCAGGGCCUCAGUGAUCCCAGCCCCAUGUCAGAGCCCGUCAGGACACAAGACAUCAGUCCUCCAGCCCAGGGGGUGGACCACAGACAUGUACAGAAGGAGCUGGGGGAGGUCAUAGUUCGUCUUCAUAACCCGGUCGUCCUGAGCCCUACCACCAUUCAGGUCACCUGGACGGUGGACCGUCAGUCCCAGUUCAUCCAGGGCUACAGAGUUCUGUACAGGCAGACGUCUGGCCUGUUUUCCCCAGGACCCUGGCAGACCCAGGAUGUGAAGAUCCCCUCAGAGCGCAGUGUGGUCUUCUCCAACCUCAAGAAAGGCAUCAUCUAUGAGAUCAAGGUCCGGCCCUACUUCAAUGAGUUCCAGGGCAUGGACAGUGAGUCCAGGUCGGCUCGCACCACAGAGGAAGCUCCCAGUGCCCCUCCCCUGCAGGUUACAGUCUUGAUGGUGGGCAACCAGAACAGCACCUCCAUCAGCAUCUCCUGGGACCCCCCUCCUCCAGACCACCAGAACGGCAUCAUCCAGGAGUACAAGAUCUGGUGCCUAGGGAAUGAAACACGCUUCCACGUGAAUAAGACGGUGGAUGCAGCCAUCCGGUCGGUGGUUGUGGGGGGGCUUCAGGUGGGGGUGUUGUAUCGGGUGGAGGUUGCUGCCAGCACCAGCGCAGGGGUGGGGGUCAAGAGUGAACCUCAGCCCAUCGUCAUCGGUAAGGACUUCCGUGACGUGAUCAUAAGUGGGAACAGGAACAACAGCAUCACGGAGCAGAUCACAGACGUGGUGAAGCAGCCAGCGUUCAUAGCGGGGAUCGGAGGGGCCUGCUGGGUUAUCCUCAUGGGCUUCAGUAUCUGGCUAUACUGGAGGAGGAAGAAGAGGAAGGGGCUCAGCAACUAUGCAGUUCAGUCCUUCACCUUCACCCCUGCAGUGACGUUCCAGCGUGUUGACGGAGGUCUGAUGAGCAAUGGAAGCCGACCAGGCCUGCUGAAUGCCGGUGACCCAGGAUACCCGUGGCUGGCUGACUCCUGGCCUGCAACCAGCCUGCCUGUCAACAGUGGCUCCGGUGGACCCAAUGACCUUAGUAACUUUGGACGAGGAGACACCAGUAGUAAUGGGGAUAAGACCGGCACUAUGCUCUCUGAUGGAGCCAUCUAUAGCAGUAUAGACUUCACCACCAAGGCUAACUACAACAGCCCCAGCCAGGGCUCCCAGGGAGCCACCCCCUAUGCCACCACCCAGAUCCUCCACUCCAGUAGCAUCCAUGAGCUGGCUGUGGACCUCCCUGAGGCCCAGUGGAAGGCCUCCAUCCAGGCCAAACAGGAGAUGGCCAACCUGGGGUACUCCCUGCCCGACAAGAACUCCUGCAACAACACACUCCUUUUCAUUCCUGACUACCGAUUGGCCGAGGGAUUGUCUAAUAGAAUGCCACACAACCAAUCACAAGAUUUCAGCACCACCAGCUCUCACAACAGCUCAGACCGAAGCGGCAGCCUAUCAGGUGGUAAGGGGGGUAAGAAGAAGAAGGCCAAGGUUGGCGCCAAACCCACCAAGGCUAACGGCUCCAGCUGGGCCAACGUGCCCCUUCCCCCUCCACCUGUACACCCUCUCCCUGGCACUGAGAUGGACCACUACCCCAACGAGCACUAUGAAGGAGGAGGGUAUGAGAGUGAUGGCUGGGGUCCUCCCAUGCCCGUGCAGACCUACCUCCACCAGGGAAUGGAGGAUGAGCUAGAGGAGGAGGAAGAGAGGGUCCCCACCCCACCCAUGCGUGGAGUGGCCUCGUCUCCAGCAGCGGUGUCCUUCGGUCAGCAGUCCACGGCCACCCUCACCCCCUCUCCCCGGGAGGAGCUGCAGCCCAUGCUCCAGGCCCACCUAGACGAGAUCACCCGUGCCUACCAACUGGACAUGGCCAAACAGACAUGGCUGAUGCAGGGUGGCUCCCUCCCCCCCCUCCCUCCCCAGGCCCCCGCCCCUCCGGUGGGGUACGUGUCCAGCACCCUGGUGUCUGACCUGGAGACUGACAUCCCUGACGUGGAUGAGGAGGAUGAGGAUGAGGAGGAGGAUGACGGCUAUGAGAUGUCCAGGCCUCUCUAUGGUAUUGAGCACACGCCAGGGUCCAGCAUGGACAACCUAGACAGCUCCGUAACAGGGUCCAUGGUUAACGGCUGGGGGUCAGCCUCAGAGGAAGAUGACCGUCACUACUCCAGCCACAGGUCCAGUGUGGGCAGCUCCUCUGACGGGUCCCUCUACACCCACUGUAGCUUCGCCCAGGCCCUGGUGGCAGCCGCUGACAAGGCAGGCUACCACCUGGAGGGCACCAGCCUGGCAAAGAGAGGUAAAGGGCUGUCCCACCGACCCCGGCCCAGCAGUCCCUUCUCUACGGAUGGCAGCACGGUGGGCACACACAGCCUGGGCCACCAGAGGGCUACCCGGCCCACCCGCAAGCCCCGGGGACAGGGCACCGCGCCCCACAGGAGAGACGCCAGUGCAAACGACCUACCUCCUCCCCCUGACCCACCGCCCAUCCAGGGACCAGGGCCUAUCCAGGGAGCCCGUAGUGUAGGCGGCAUGUGCCCCCCAGCCGAGAAGAAGGCCUCGUCCCUGGAGCGCCAGCCCAUGUGUGGUGCCAUGCCCCUGUCUGGGCUGGAGGAAAUGAAGAGCUGCAUGGACAGACAGACACGCACCUCUCUGGAGCGCCACCGCCAGGCACAGGACAGACUAGCAUCCAUGGACCGAGGAGACGACCCACGCAGGGGACACAAAACAGAGGGGUGCCUGCCCCCCUACAGUAAACCCUCGUUCCCCUCCCCUGGGGGCCACAGCUCCUCUGGGACAGCCUCCUCCAAGGGCUCCACGGGGCCACGCAAGGGAGAGGGACCUCGAGGGCCACACCAAUGGACUGCCACAGACCACAAUGACAUCCUGGGGACCAACGGACAGGGACAGUAUUCAGGCGAGUUAUAGUGACCUGCCUGCAGUAGGAUCUGAACUGAACUGGAGUAAGCCUCGUCGUCCUCAUCAGAAUGACGCCUCGCCCGUUGGUGCAAUGAACUUUGUCCUUCUUUGUGUAUUAUCAGAGGAGAGGAGCAGGAAGAUGACGAUGAUGACCACCAUAACAGAACUGUAAAUGUGAUGUAUAAACACAGACAUACAUACUGUACAUCCCACUAUGUUGUUGUCCUCAAGAAAAUUAUUUCCCACCUUCCAUCUUCAUUUUUUUCAGUCAGAAAAGAGCAAGUAAACAAAAUAAUUAAAACAUCUUUAUGAGAAAACACAUUUUCAAAGUAACUGUCCUUGGGGAAAAAAGGGAAUCUUGUUUCCUGUAAAUAGAUAAAUUACAUUGUUGUUGCAUUGCUAUGCAAGCCUACUUCAGUUUGAGCUUCUUCAUUCCAUACUGUUGGUUAUAUCUAGUCAUUUGUAUUAUACGUGAAUUGAUAGGCUGGUGUGCCAUAAAAUAAUUGUUUUUACGAUCCAUCAUUUGUUAAUACCUAUCAUUGAUUAAUUAUUUUCAUUAUUAUUAUUAAUUAUUGUUUUUUUGCACUGCGAUUUUUGGUGAUAAGCACAAAAGCAUUGCUCCUGCUGACAGGAAGUACCGGACGAACAUGUGAAGAGGAGUUUCUCUAGAAAGAUGAGAAAAUAUAUACUAAUGUACAGAGAGAUAUUAAAGAGUAAGAGGUUGCUUAUGGACAGCAACUAAAUGGAUACCCAUUUCCAAGUUAGGGCUAAUCAGAAAGCAGACGUGUUUUUGUUGUGGUGUCUUUGAGGUUGGGGGCAGAAAAGGGGCAGAGUAGAGACAGAGAGAGGGGGGGUUAGUGGUUAGAGUGUUGGGCCAGUAACUGAAAGGUUGCUCGAUCGAAUCCCUGAGCUGAUAAGGUAACAGUUAACACACUGUUCCUAGGCCGUCAUUGUGAAUAAGAAUUUGUUCUUAACUGACUUGUCUAGUUAAAUAAAGGUUAAAAAAAGGUUUUAAUUAGUUGAUUAUUGGGUUAACUUCAUCUGAUUCUAUUGUAAUCUUAUAGUUCUACAAAUGGACUGCUAUAGACUUGUUAGAGCUGGCAGUUGUGAGGUAGUCCAGACAUUGUCUUGUUUUCAGAACAUAACACAGCCACAUUACAAUGGACGUCUAGCUGGGCCCUCAUCUUCAUACCAGCGUUUAAAUACAAUUUAUUUGAUCUUCAUCUCAUCUUUGAUUUUAUCUUCAUUGAAUUCUAGAGUUUUUGUUUUCAUCUGAAGAUCAUUUGAAUAAUGCGUCUAGUAAAGUGAACAUCUAGAAUCUAGUCACUGAAGCCAUACAGUAGCACUUAGAAUACACUAUGAGGAGCCUCAAAGCCAUAGUUCAAUAGGUGUAAUCUAUAUUGUAAACUGGGUGUUUUCGAGCCCUGAAUGCUGAUUGGCUGAAAGCUGUGGUAUAUCAGACCGUAUACCACAGGUAUGACAAAACAUUUAUUUUUACUGCUCUAAUUACGUUGGUAACCAGUUUAUAAUAGCAAUAAGGCACCUCGGGGGUUUGUGGUAUAUGGCCAAUAUACCACGGCUAAGGGCUGUAUCGAGGCACUCCGCAAACAGCACUUAGGCGUGGUACAUUGGCCAUAUACCACACCCACUCUGACCUUAUUGCUUAAAUCUAAAACUGACAUACGACUUGCUUCCUUUUAAUCAUCCCACUGUUAAACUCUGGAUUGGGUCGAACCCAGUUGUAGUAAGAACUAACAGUAAUAUUGAUGCUAAAGCCACUCUAUUGCCAGGAAAAAGGCUUUAGGAUAGGUCCUUCUUUCGUCUCCUUUAUUAUGAGAGGCAAACAUUUGUUUUGUCAUCCAUUUGACCUUUAAUUUGCUUAAUUUAGAGCACUUAAUGUACUCGGUUAAGAGUGUUGUCCAGUAACUGAAAGUUUGCUGGAUCGAAUCCCCAAGCCAACUAGGUGAAAAAUCUGUCAAUGUGUCCUUGAGCAAGGCACUUAACCCUAAUUGCUUCCGUAAGUCGCUCUGGAUAAGAACUUCUGCUAAAUGACUCAAAUGUAAAUGUAAUGUACUCCACAUCAAUGGCAUCCCACGGAAAACAAAACAAUGGCCUGCUUCUGCCUCAACUGUUGUGUAUCUGUUUCAUUCGGAGCACUGCAGCCCCUGCCUUGAAGUAUGGAACUAUGUUAUAAUUAGCACACAGUAGAACACUAACUAGACUCCCCAUUGGGACUCCAAUUCCCAGAAUGCAUCAGAUAGUGAAGCAGAAGGCAGGUACAGUCAGAAUGGAGAAGAGCCACCUGCAGUAGGAGAUCCCACUGCAUCUGUCUCUACAGCAUAGAGCACUACUUUCUAUCUGCCUAACAGUCACAACACAUUUUCCUUCUGCCGCAUGGAACUAUUCAGCCUCAGAUGUUCAAUUUGAAUCUUUUCAAACAAUGUUCUUAUCAUUUUUUUAAAACCUGUUUCUUUGUAUGCCUUUCAUGGACUCAAAAAGGCUGCUUAAUGAUGUGUUCGAUAUCAACAUUCAGGAUUUUAUCGGUAAAAUGUUUAUUUUGUCUUCUUUAGUACUGCUUAAUGUUGAUAAAAGGAGAGUUGGAAAGCAAACGGAAGGCUUUGCCAGAUAUGCUGUUGUACUGUUGUGUUCAUGUCACUGUCAUUUCAUAUCAUCAACCUAGUGGCCAGUGUUCUGGAAAUGAGGUGCAAGGAGUGUCUCAGGUUAUUUUACUGUACAUUCUGGCGGUGUUCAUGUGUGUGUGUAUAUAUAUGUGUGUAUAUGUUCAUAUGCAUCUCCACUCAGUUAUUUCAUUCCAGUUUCAUUGCUGAAAGAUAACCCUCUUUUAUGUCCGAUGCUGUCCUGUUUCAUUUCUUUUCGCCAGUUUAAUUCCAAGUUUAACGUGCUGGUCCAUCCACCUUAAGACAAGAUGUCAGGAACAGAACAUACCAAAUUAAUAUUGAUACUUCUAAUGUGUUUUUGUGUCUUUUUAAUAAUCAUGGUUUUCUUUUAAAUCACGGUGUUGUUGUUUUGUAUUUAUUAAAAUGAUAAUAAAAAGGUAUAUUGUGAAAUAUGCAUAAAGAUUUGUGGAAUAUAAAAUGUUGUUUUUUUGUAAACUUUGCUGUCGGAGAAGGCCAGGGACGGGCAACUCCAGUCCUCAGGGGCCAGAGUGCUGUCACACAUUGUCCCCAUCCCUAGCAAACACAGCUGAUUAAACUAAUUGCAUUCUAAACUGAAGAUCAGGAUUAGUUGAUUAUUGGAGUCAGGUGAGUUAGCUGGGGCAAAAACGUGGCAUCAAUAAGGCUCCCCGAGGACUGGAGUUGCCCAUCCCUGAGCUGGGCCAUAAGGACUUGAUUGACUCUCCAGGUCCACAGUAAGUUGCAAAGCUGGGUCAUUAGUUGUCAGAGACAAUGGAGUCACUGGGUCCUGCAUGUUAACAACUCUGCUCCGUCUCAUCUCAAAAUGAAAGAAACUAAAACCUUUUCCAAACACAAACAGCGAUAUGUUCCUCAUUUGCUUGACAAGACAAUAGAUACAGGUGUUCUUUUUUGGAAGGUUGAAAAGUACUUUGGCUUUCCGUCUCUUUCGUUCCUUUUCUCAGUAUUGUUGGAUCUGUGUGUUCGCCUUUUUGCAAGAAAAAAAGAGGAUUAAAAAAAGAGAAAAAGAGCAAGUUGUUGGGUGAAGUCUUUCUGUACAGUACCGGGCAAGGUGAUGCCAUCUCUCCAAUGCCAUUUCUACAUUCUGUACAACCUUCUGUAUUCACUUGCAUGUCCUUGUCCAAGAAGAGGAAAAUAGUGGAGCAAGAAAUUAAACUUUUACAAGUCUCAUUCCCAUGUCCUGUAAGAUAAAUCCAAGUUAUUUUCUUUCAUUGUACCUGGAUCACUAUCAACAAAUAAAAUAUUUUUGAAAAAUGUGAA